This is a messenger RNA of Colletotrichum siamense, 1821 nucleotides long. Its product is annotated as putative transcriptional regulatory protein. Bases 1 to 1821 code for a protein of 606 amino acids. Gene Ontology annotation, cellular component: nucleus. Gene Ontology annotation, biological process: DNA-templated transcription. The record is from RefSeq and is a predicted model, not a curated record. Gene Ontology annotation, molecular function: zinc ion binding; DNA binding. Lineage: Eukaryota; Fungi; Ascomycota; Sordariomycetes; Glomerellales; Glomerellaceae. The transcript is spliced from 8 exons.
AUGUCUUCAGUGUCGGUAAACGCAAGAAAUGCCGGUGCACCGGAGAUCGACCUGUCUGUGGUCAUUGUCGUCGACUGCGUCUACGGUGAAGAGAACCCUCGGCAGCGUUCCUUGGACUCCGAGCCACACGUUGAGCCCGAUGCAUCUUCUCGGGAAGCCACCACAACUGUGUUGAGGAGACUGUCAAUUCUUGACAACAAGAUGGAGAAUGUGACAGCUCGACUUAGCACUAUUGAGGACCGCCUGACAUCUCUUCUCGACCUCCAUCUUUCAGGCAGCGUACAAGCGUCUCAUGCCGCGCGCAAUCCUAGGAAUGGCACCGACGCGCCGAACCUCGCCUCAAAUCAAGGUCAGAGUGUGGUCGCAGAGCAGGAGGCACCUGCACCCAUGGAUGUCGGCGUGCCCGAAGACGUUGUCGCUGCCGCGGUGGAUGCCUACUUCUUCUACUGCCACAACCAACCCUACUCCUUUUUCCACGAAGCUCACUUCCGCCGCCGCUUGUCAGAAAGGACCGUCCCUACACAUCUUCUGCUGACUAUAGUGGCUACAGCUGGUCGCUUCUGCUCACAUCCCUACUUCACGGGGCGCGUGCACGAAGCGUCGGUCGACUGUGCCAAUCGGGCUUGGAAGCUGAUUGUUUCUGAUUGCUUCACUGAGGGCACUGGCACGGAGAUAUCCGCAGUACAGACGGUGGCUCUUCUGGGUCUGUUUGACUUCACUGCUGGCAGGUCGCGUCACGGUUCGGCAUGGGUUAAGGAAGAACGCCGACGCGUCUUCUGGUCUGUCUAUCUCCUGGACCGACUGGUGUCCUGCGGACGCGGUCGUCCACCAGCCAUCGUUGAUGCGUCUUGCCACCUGCAAUUACCAUGCGAAGAGGUGGUCUGGAAGAAUGAGGUAUGGAGCAAGACGCAAUCUCUUGACGAGAUGACAAACCGGGCCUUGACAGUCCCUCAGAGUCAGGGCUCCUUCGCCCAUGUCAUUGCCAUGGCCCAGAUCCUUGGACGGAGUGCGCAGUACAUGCUUCAGGAGUUCAAUAUUCGCAGCCCUCAUCCACCCUGGGAUCGAAGCUCCGAUUUCGCUGCGCUUGAGUCUGAUCUCCUCCACUUUGAGUCAUCCUUGAGGAUCCAACAACCGUUGCAACAAGUUCUGGCUCCGUACAUCACGGCUGAUGGAGUCGUGGAUUACCACACCACUGGCCCGAUUAUCUUCUCCCGGGCAUUCUAUCAUCUUUGCUACUGCCUGCUUAAUCACCCUUUUCUUCUCAAGCGCCGUAUUGAUACGUGCCGCACGUUGGCCCCGACCAGUUUCCUGACACGAUCAUCUGACCUAGGAUGGUUACAUGCGCAGCAUAUGCUAGCACUUAUACGGGACGCUCGUGGGCUGGGGUGCUCCUUUCACUCCUCUUCUAGCGGCUACUGCGCGACUGUUGCCGGUUCUAUCAUCGCUUUGAGAACUGGUGAUUCAGAUUUAGUCGUGAGCCAGAGAGCUCAAGUUCUCCUUGAAGAGGCUUUGUCGUAUCUCGACACUCUGGGUCGCCAUUGGAAUAAUGUCUCCUCGAUGGCAACAGUGCUUAGACGAAUGGUGUAUGAUGGUUUCCUGGGGGGUAGUCUGUGUAGUAGUGAGCUCCAAAGAGCUAACAUUACUCUGGCCGAGGAAGAGACCUUGUGGGCCGUCGUUGACUACAACACCAUGUCGAGCACAGUGAGUGAGGAGGCUUUAAACAAUAACCAAGAUCUUAGUAGCAUAUGGCUUGAUUCGUGGACGGACCUCUUUGGAGUGCCAGGCGAUCAAAUAGCCCCGCUAACUCCGAACCCUUUGUAG